Coffea arabica (coffee) is the source of this 1794-nucleotide messenger RNA. RefSeq lists its product as uncharacterized. Gene Ontology annotation, molecular function: nucleic acid binding; RNA-DNA hybrid ribonuclease activity. Gene Ontology annotation, biological process: DNA integration. Lineage: Eukaryota; Viridiplantae; Streptophyta; Magnoliopsida; Gentianales; Rubiaceae. The record is from RefSeq and is a predicted model, not a curated record.
AUGACUACAUUGUUUCAUGAUAUGAUCCACCAGGAGAUGGAGCUAAAUCCUGCGAAAUGCGCCUUUGGAGCACCAGCUGGUAAACUGUUGGGAUUCAUUGUCAGCAAAAAGGGCAUAGAGGUAGAUCCGGCAAAGAUCAAGGCAAUUCGAGACAUACCAGUGCCGAAAACGCAGAAAGAUAUGAAAAGCCGUCAAGGAGCAAGCUAUAGCAGAUCAUUUGCGGAAAAUUCAAAGGACGAUGAGUAUCAACCGCUCCAUACCUAUUUCCCUGAUGAAAAGGUUUUGUUUAUCGGUGCCGUAGAAGAUAUGAACGAGUGGUGCCUGAAUGGAGAUUGUUUUUUGAUGGUGCCGCUAAUUCUGUCCAAGCUGGAAUCGGAGCAGUUCUUGUAUCUCCAGAAGGGAAGCAUUACCCCGGAGCUGCUAAGUUGGCAAUUCGCCUGUACAAACAAUAUGGCCGAGUAUGAAGCCUGUAUUUUUGGUCUUAAAAUGGCUUUGGAAAUGGAAGUUAAAGAGUUGAUCGCCUUCAGUGAUUCAGAUUUACUUGUGCACCAAACGUUGAAACAAUGGAUAACCAAAGAUUCCAAGAUCUUGCCAUACCAUUGUAAUUUGCUCAAUCUGGCUAGACAAUUUCAAAGUUUGGAGUUCAGACAUCUCCCACGAGCCCGAAAUGCAUUUGCAGAUGCCUUGGCCACCUUAUCUUCUAUGAUACAAUAUCCAGAUGAAUUAGGAAUCGAGCCUAUCCGGAUCCAAUUCCAGGACAAGCCUGCUCAUUGUUGGGUCGUGGACAAAACAUCUGGCAAAAGCCCUUGGUACAAUGAUAUUAAGGAGUUCAUCAAAAUCGGGUCUUACCCUCCAGAAGCUACUGCAAAUGACAAGGGUUUCCUGCGCAAAAUGGCCUCGAAAUGUUUCUUAAAUGGAGAGGUAUUAUACAAAAGGACAUCAGAUUUGAACCUCUUAAGGUGCAUCGAUGAAGAUGAAGCUCAAUACAUGAUGAAAGAGAUGCAUAGCGGCGUCUGCGGACCUCACAUGAAUGGACAUUUGUUAGCAAAGAAAAUUAUGAGAACCGGGUAUUUUUGGCUUACAAUGGAACGCGACUGCAUAGAUUUUGUCCAGACAUGUAUUAAAUGUCAAGUGCAUGGCGACGUUAUACGUGCUCCUCCCACCGAAUUGCAUAGCAUGAUUGCUCCGUGGCCCUGCUCAAUGUGGGGUAUGCAUGUGAUUGGCACAAUUGACCCUUCUGCUUCAAAUGGCAUCGACAAUUCCAAGAAUCUCAACAAUGAUAUGGUGGAUGGGCUAUGCGAACAGUUUAAAAUCAGACAUCGCAACUUUGCCAUCUAUAGACCACAGAUGAAUGGAGCCGUAGAAGCUGCAAACAAGAAUUUGAAGAAGAUUAUUCGCAAGAUGACUGAAAAGCAUCGUGACUGGCAUGAAAAGCUCCCUUAUGCACUAAUGGCAUAUCGGACUUCUAUCCGAACAUCAACUGGGGCAACACCCUACUCGCUCAUGUAUGGAAUGGAAGCUGUGCUACCUGCCGAGGUCGAAAUCCCUUCAUUGCGGGUUCUAAUGGAGACCAAGUUGGAAGAAGCUGAUUGGAUAAAGCAGCGUCAUGAACAACUAUCUUUGAUUAAUGAAAAACGGCUUAAUGCCAUUUGUCAUGGCCAAUGUUACCAAAAGCGCAUGGCCCGGGCCUACAACAAGAAAGUCCAUUUGCGAACAUUUGAGGAAGGCGACAAAGUACUUAAACGAAUUUUUCCCGUGCAGGAUGAGGCCAAAGGCAAAUUUGCUCCAAAUUAA